Molecule: messenger RNA, 855 nt
Organism: Naegleria lovaniensis
Lineage: Eukaryota; Heterolobosea; Eutetramitea; Acrasida; Naegleriidae
Exons: 1
Coding region: 1-855 (284 amino acids)
Source: RefSeq, a predicted model, not a curated record
AUGAAGAGAAACAACCACAACAAACCAGCAACUCCCACUUCAAAAACAGAGCAACCGAAAGCUGUACCCUCUCCGAACACAACAACCAGCUCAGAUGAUAAACCUCGAAAGCAACUCUCUUCUUCCAUUUCUUCCCUUCGGUUUAUGAAUCGAAACAAACCGCAAACACCUGCAUCAGUUUUACAGGCUGCAGUCUCUCGGAAAAGCAAUUUUACAUCAUCGACGAAUAUUGCAAAUUCAUCAUCAAAUACUUCGCUCACAUUUAAAUCAACAACAUCUCGGGUUGUUAUUCCCUCUUCUCACAAAAACGAGUACAGCAACACUCCUUCAUCGGAACAUCCAUCCAAUGAGGCUGUCCACACCCAACAUUUAAAUCCAAUAACACGAGACCAUCUGAGUGAGCAAUGGAGUUACAUAAACGAGGGAAAACUAGAUCAAGUGAUUCAACAAUCGUUAUCGUUUUCUGGAAAUAAUCAAGAACAAAUUGUAGAAAGUCUAGGAUCGAGCAACAAUAUUGAACAAGAUUGUGAUUCAAUUUACGCCAUGAGUUUUUAUGGAAUAGAUUCAUCAUCAUCUUCAACAACAAUGUUAUAUACUGAAAAUGAUCACACCAUGAACAACAAUUCAGAGUCUUUGGCAUCAUCGGGACGACUUCGUUUUGGUACAUUUAAGCAGCAACAAAAACAAGAAGAAGAGGAAGAAGAUGAAAAAACCAAUCCACUCAAACGCAAAAAAGACAAUAUUACUUUACCUAUUGGAUGGCAACAACAGCAACAAUCAUUCACAAAAUCGUCUUCAAAAGGUUUCAACAAGAAAACAAAACAUUCGCACAAACCUCAACGCAAAAAGCCUUGA